AUGUGUCCAUCGCGCGCUCGAUCGACGGGACUGCCGCUGCCUCCCGCGGUGUCGUCCAUCCGCACGGAUAGAUCGAUUGGAUCUGUCCUCGACGACAUCAUGCACAGGACAGGAGUACGAGGAGCUGGAACGAUCGCCAAUGGCUUGAUGGACAUGGGCAAGGGGCCUUGUGAGCGGUGCCGACUCAACGAUGGUCUCUAUGAGAGACGAGUACGAGGUGACUGUGUUCUGAUCGAUACCGUCGAGUCCUCGUUGCUUGUCGAUGUCGGUGAGGCUUCGCAGCUAGCUUUCGCGGCACCAAUUUACUAUCCGGACGAAGAUUGA
Moesziomyces antarcticus is the source of this 324-nucleotide messenger RNA. RefSeq lists its product as uncharacterized. The record is from RefSeq and is a predicted model, not a curated record. The transcript is spliced from 2 exons. Lineage: Eukaryota; Fungi; Basidiomycota; Ustilaginomycetes; Ustilaginales; Ustilaginaceae. Bases 1 to 324 code for a protein of 107 amino acids.